AUGUCUUUUCGCGGAGGCGGUCGCGGUGGCUUUUCCGGUCGUGGUGGAGGUUUCGGUGGCCGUGGAGGUCGUGGAGGCUUCCAACAGUCCUUUGGGCCACCUGACCAAGUGCUAGAAAUGGGAACCUUCAUGCACGCUUGUGAAGGCGAGAUGGUUUGCGAAUCUAUCAAUCCCAAGAUUCCUUACUUCAAUGCUCCGAUUUAUCUGGAGAACAAGACGCCUAUCGGCAAGAUUGACGAAGUCCUCGGGCCCAUCAACCAAGUAUACUUCACCAUCAAACCCCAAGAUGGCAUCGUCGCAACAUCCUUCAAGGCCGGCGACAAGGUCUACAUCGGUGGAGACAAGCUCCUUCCUAUUGAGAAGUUCCUUCCCAAGCCCAAGCCCCCACCAGGUGCCGCGAAGCCCAAGAGAGCAGGCGGUGCCCGCGGUGGCGCUCGUGGCGGCCGAGGCGGUGGUCGUGGUUUUGGUGGUGGCUUCGGUGGUGGUUUCGGUGCUUCUCGCGGCGGUCGCGGCGGUGCUCCAAGGGGUCGCGGUGGUCCCCGGGGUGGAAGCUUUGGCUUCCGUGGUGGUAGCGGUGGAAGAGGAGGUGGCCGCGGAGCGCCUCGUGGAGGCUUCCGUCGUUAG
Molecule: messenger RNA, 624 nt
Organism: Aspergillus calidoustus
Lineage: Eukaryota; Fungi; Ascomycota; Eurotiomycetes; Eurotiales; Aspergillaceae
Source: the annotation of a GenBank genome assembly